GGCUGGGUGGCGGCGGGCCCCGGCCUCAUUGAACGCGGGGACACCAUCGCUCGUCGGUCUGUGCCAGCCAAACGCGCACGCCAGCAACCAUGUCUAAGGGACCUGCAGUUGGCAUUGAUCUUGGCACCACCUACUCUUGUGUGGGUGUGUUCCAGCAUGGAAAAGUGGAAAUAAUUGCCAACGAUCAGGGAAACCGAACCACCCCGAGUUAUGUUGCCUUUACUGACACUGAGCGAUUAAUCGGUGAUGCUGCAAAGAAUCAAGUAGCAAUGAAUCCUACCAACACGGUCUUUGAUGCCAAGCGCUUGAUUGGACGUAGAUUUGAUGAUGCUGUUGUCCAGUCUGACAUGAAGCAUUGGCCUUUCAUGGUGGUGAAUGAUGCUGGCAGGCCCAAGGUCCAAGUGGAAUACAAGGGAGAGACAAAAAGCUUUUAUCCAGAAGAGGUGUCAUCCAUGGUUUUGACAAAGAUGAAGGAGAUCGCAGAAGCCUACCUUGGGAAGACUGUUACCAAUGCUGUUGUCACAGUACCUGCUUACUUCAAUGACUCUCAGCGUCAGGCCACCAAAGACGCUGGAACUAUUGCUGGUCUCAAUGUACUUAGAAUCAUCAAUGAGCCAACUGCCGCUGCUAUUGCUUAUGGUUUAGACAAAAAGGUUGGAGCUGAAAGAAACGUGCUGAUCUUUGACUUGGGAGGUGGCACUUUUGAUGUGUCAAUCCUCACAAUUGAAGAUGGAAUCUUUGAGGUCAAAUCUACAGCUGGGGACACCCACUUAGGUGGAGAAGACUUCGACAACCGAAUGGUCAACCAUUUCAUUGCAGAGUUCAAACGCAAGCAUAAGAAGGAUAUCAGUGAGAACAAGAGGGCUGUCCGUCGCCUUCGUACUGCUUGUGAACGUGCUAAGCGUACCCUCUCUUCCAGCACCCAGGCCAGUAUUGAGAUUGAUUCGCUCUAUGAAGGAAUCGACUUCUAUACCUCUAUCACACGUGCCCGAUUUGAAGAAUUGAAUGCUGACCUUUUCCGUGGCACCCUGGACCCUGUAGAGAAGGCCCUUCGGGAUGCCAAGCUUGACAAGUCCCAGAUCCAUGAUAUUGUCCUGGUGGGUGGCUCUACUCGUAUCCCCAAGAUUCAGAAACUCCUCCAGGACUUCUUCAAUGGAAAAGAGUUGAAUAAGAGCAUCAACCCUGAUGAGGCUGUUGCUUAUGGUGCAGCUGUCCAGGCAGCCAUUCUCUCUGGAGACAAAUCUGAGAAUGUCCAAGAUCUGCUGCUGCUGGACGUCACACCUCUUUCCCUCGGCAUUGAGACGGCCGGCGGCGUCAUGACCGUCCUGAUCAAGCGCAACACCACCAUCCCCACCAAGCAGACCCAGACCUUCACCACCUACUCGGACAACCAGCCAGGCGUGCUCAUCCAGGUUUAUGAAGGUGAGCGUGCCAUGACCAAGGACAACAACCUGCUUGGCAAGUUUGAACUCACAGGCAUACCUCCUGCACCUCGUGGUGUUCCUCAGAUUGAAGUCACUUUUGAUAUUGACGCCAAUGGCAUCCUCAAUGUCUCCGCUGUGGAUAAGAGCACAGGAAAAGAGAACAAGAUUACCAUCACUAACGACAAGGGUCGUCUGAGCAAGGAAGACAUUGAGCGCAUGGUCCAAGAAGCUGAGAAGUACAAAGCUGAAGAUGAGAAGCAGCGGGACAAGGUGUCUUCUAAGAAUUCACUUGAAUCCUAUGCAUUCAACAUGAAAGCAACUGUUGAAGAUGAAAAACUUCAAGGCAAGAUCAAUGAUGAGGACAAACAGAAGAUUCUUGACAAGUGCAAUGAGAUCAUUAACUGGCUGGAUAAGAACCAGACUGCAGAGAAGGAAGAAUUUGAACACCAGCAGAAGGAGUUGGAAAAGGUCUGCAACCCCAUCAUUACCAAGCUGUACCAGAGCGCAGGGGGCAUGCCAGGAGGAAUGCCUGGCGGCUUCCCUGGGGGCGGAGCUCCUCCCUCUGGCGGUGCCUCCUCUGGGCCCACCAUUGAAGAGGUCGACUAAGCCAGCCUUGAGCAUAGAUCUAGCAUUGUUCCACACAAAACAUUGAAGGACCCAAAUUUGUAGCAAAUUCCAUGGCAGUUUUAAAAGUUGAGCUGCUAUAUAGUAAAUAACUGGGCAUUCUUGAUACUUGAAUACGGACUGUGCACAGGGAAAGGAAAUAUAAUGCACUUUAUAACUGUAUUGUAAAGUGGAAAAUGCGAUGUCUUAAAUAAAACUAUUUAAAAUUGGCAACAUAACAAUUGCCUGGCUCUUAUGUUUUAUAAAGGCAGCACUCGACUUUCUAGGGUGGGAUUUCCCUCUGGCCUUAAGUAUUUACAUACAGUAUCUGGGUUAAGGAUAGAUUACUCAAGUUAAAUUACUAAGGAAGGUUUAAAUGAAAAGAAAUGGGAGAACUUUAGAGUUUGGGCUCAUAAUUUAGUAUAUGGUGCUAUCAACACUAAAAUGUUGAACUUCGGAUACAGUAAUUCCUUUCAGGAUUAAGUUCUUGGAAAGGAAGUGCUAAAAAGUGAAUUCAUGUCAAAGUUUGAAUAAAAUUGAAUCACUGAACAAUU
Molecule: messenger RNA, 2581 nt
Organism: Eptesicus fuscus (big brown bat)
Lineage: Eukaryota; Metazoa; Chordata; Mammalia; Chiroptera; Vespertilionidae
Gene: HSPA8
Product: heat shock protein family A (Hsp70) member 8
Exons: 9
Coding region: 90-2030 (646 amino acids)
Biological process (GO): protein refolding; cellular response to unfolded protein; vesicle-mediated transport
Cellular component (GO): cytosol; nucleus; cytoplasm
Molecular function (GO): ATP hydrolysis activity; ATP-dependent protein folding chaperone; heat shock protein binding
Source: RefSeq, a predicted model, not a curated record